CACUUGCUCAUUCGAGUUUUUUUUCUUUGGCUUUUUUCGAAACAAAAUUCGAAACUUCAAACUUUUUCAACAAAAAAUAAAUCAUGUCUGAUCAUCAUCAUCAAAAAAAAUCUGAUUCGUCUUCGACAAUCACAAAUGAAAAUCCAGAAUUGCAAAAUCUAAUGAAAGACAAUGUACAAAUAACCUUCAGUUCGAUUAAAAACCUUAAUUCAUUCAAAGUUAAUAAUCAAGAAGAAUUUAUAUUUUUAUUGGAUGUUGCUCAUAAUUUAACCGUUGCAAUGACAAAAUAUAAACUAAAAAAUACAUCUCCAAAUAUUAUUAGAAUGUUGAACAAUGGUCCAAAUAUUGAUAAUAAUCAACAACAAUAAUUUAUGAUUCCCAUGAAAAUUUAAUUUCUU
Molecule: messenger RNA, 398 nt
Organism: Dermatophagoides pteronyssinus (European house dust mite)
Lineage: Eukaryota; Metazoa; Arthropoda; Arachnida; Sarcoptiformes; Pyroglyphidae
Source: RefSeq, a predicted model, not a curated record